AUGGCACUUGAGAUUUCCCCCACGGGUGUGGCAUAUUCAGCACCGGCAGAUGCCAUGUGCGCUGCUCUCUCGCCCUCGCCACCAGUGUCUGAUACGUCAUCUCCAGCUCGUUCUGUUACAGUUGACCUUUAUUUCGAUCUUAUAGACAGCAAGCUAGUUUUACCGAUUCCUAUCAAGCACUUUCCAUGCAUCCAGUCAUAUAGAACGGCGUUUAUAUCGCACUUCUCUUCUCAUCCCAACAUCUCGCAGGAUUCAGCCUUGUUAUGUUUGGCUUUCAUUGAGUUUCUUCUUGCCCAGCAAGGGCUUUCCAGGUAUUCACUAGCAGCUGUAUUGCGAGCUUUUGAGGCCGAAUUCUUGCACGGCGAUAACGAGAUACAUUGCCUCAUCGCGGAGUUGACUACGGUCGCUAGCGAACGGCAGAAGUGGUUAAGGAUCUAUUAUGAUGCUGUUGAGGCCAGUGGUGAUCUAACAUGUACAGCCUCGCGCAACCUUUCCAGGGGCAGCGCUUUAUUAGACCAUGUGCAGGCUAGUGGGUACCGCCUAAUGGCCGUAUUUGGUGGUCAAGGUGAGGCGAGUCGGACAUGUGUGCAGGAGUUGGCAGACCUAUACGCCGCAUAUAGGCCUCUGCUGGAGUCUUUCAUUCAGCAGACUGCUACUUUACUUUCUGAACUUUCUAGGCUUCCGGAUUCCUGGUUCAGUCGCCGUGGACAGUCACUGGACUUGAUGACGUGGAUCAGCGACGUAUCUCUUAUCCCAGAAUGUGAUUACAUAGCCCAGGCUCCAGUCAGUGUUCCUGUUAUCGGGCUGCUGAGCCUGGCACGAUAUACAGUGACCUGCCGGGUUCUGCACAUGGACCCAGGGCAGCUACGUGCGACUUUUUCUGCAACUACCGGGCACUCACAAGGUUUAUUGAUAUCUGCAGUCAUAUCCGUGUCUGACACCUGGGACACAUUCUAUACGAACUCUCAUCUUGCAGUUGAAGCUUUGUUUUGGCUUGGUUUGGAAUGUCACCAAAAUGCGCCCAAUGGUUAUUCUUGGGUCACCGCGUCCGCCCUUAAUGAAACAAGCAUCGCGCCAUCAUAUAUGCUUAAUGUGCGAGGUGUUUCUAGGGAGCAGCUAGGGUGUAUACUAGAUCGCUUGAAUGAGACGUUACCGCGAGAUGACAAUGUCCAACUAGCCUUGGUUAAUGGGCAUGACCAUUUUGUGGUGGCAGGGCCAAUUGCAUCCUUGGUGCAUAUGGAUAGUCAGCUCCAGAGCAUGAAAGGCCCCGACACUGAUACUAGUCGGGUUCCCUUUAGCAGCCGGAAGCCGGCUAUUCAACAUGGAUUUCUACCAAUCAGUGCCCCAUUUCAUACGGAAUACCUUGCGAAAGCUGUCACAGCCUUGAAGUCGCGGUUCCUAAGGCAAUACAUCGCGAAAGAGCAACUGAAAAUUCCCGUCUACCACACGUCCACUGGAGAGGAUUUGCGGAACGGUUAUGAGAAUAUACUGCAUGCCAUUUUCAAUGCCAUUGCUCGGGAGAAUUGCGAUUGGCCCGCAGCUUUAUCUGGAGAAGAAUGUAUGUCACCAUCGCACAUCAUCGUUUUUGAUCGCGGUGGACUUGGACCGAUGGUUCAACGAAUUGUGGAAGGGAAGGGCGUCCGCGUUAUUCAAGGUGGCGAUCUUGAGUCUCGUGACUCUGAUAUAGGUACCAUGCGAGAUCUAUUCUCUCCGCGCCUGCUCGACUCGUCUUUGAGGCCUCUUAGCUGGGCUCAACAGUUUCGACCGCGUCUGACCGCAGGAUCUGUACGGACGCGGAUUUCUAGCCUUUUGGGUACCCCUCCGGUGGUUGUAGCUGGUAUGACACCCACUACUGUUCACUGGGACUUUGUUUCUGCCAUAAUGAAUGCUGGAUAUCAUGCAGAACUUGCCGGAGGUGGCUACAGGGACAGCUCUGACAUGACUACCGCAAUCAAUGACCUUGUUGCUCAUAUCCCCGCCGGUCGCGGUAUCACCUGCAACAUUAUAUAUGCUAAGCCCCAAGCCAUGCGGUGGCAGAUUGCAUUUAUACGUCGACUGUCUCAUGAUCGCGUGCCUAUCGAUGGUAUAACAAUUGGAGCUGGUGUUCCCUCCUUGGAGAUAGCAUCGGAGUAUAUUCGGACUCUAGGGUUGCGCCAUAUCAGCUUCAAGCCAGGAUCGAUUUCAAGCAUUCGACGGGUGAUUGACAUUGCCAAAGCACAUCCCGACUUUCCAGUCAUACUGCAAUGGACAGGUGGACGUGGCGGAGGCCAUCACUCGUUCGAGGGCUUCCACGCUCCGAUACUCAGUACUUACGCGACUAUUCGACAGCAGCAUAAUAUGUAUCUAGUAGCUGGAAGUGGGUUUGGUGAUAGUGAAAGUAUAUACCCUUACAUAACUGGGCAAUGGUCACUACCAUUGGGUUAUCCGUGCAUGCCUUUUGAUGGUGUGCUACUGGGAAGUCGUUUGAUGGUAGCUCGAGAAGCGCAUACCUCAUCUUCUGUCAAGGACAUUAUCUUCAGGACACCUGGUGUUCCUGACUGCGACUGGGAGAAAACGUACUCUGGACCGGCUGGUGGAAUUAUCACGGUACAGUCAGAAAUGGGCGAGCCCAUCCACAAGAUUGCAACCAAAGGUGUGAUGUUAUGGGCAGAUAUGGAUCAAACUGUCUUCAGUCUGCCUCGGAAAGACCGCAUCGCAUACCUGGAAAAGCAUCGGACUUCGAUAAUACAGCGCUUGAAUGCUGAAUUUGCCAAGCCGUGGUUUGGCCGCAACAGUUUAGGUGACAUAGUGGACCUGGAUGACAUGACUCACACUGAAGUUUUGCGUCGUAUGGUGGAGUUGAUGUAUGUCAACCACCAGAAACGGUGGAUUGACCCAUCAUAUGUUGACUUUACCAUGGCCAUGGCCACUCGAGCAUUAGAGCGCCUAACUCGUGUUGCUACCCUCGACUCAGACCUCACACGAUUAGUUCUAUCCGACACUCCGAUGCAGUUCCUCGACGCCUUCACCGUCGCGUGUCCUAGUGCUUCCAACGAGAUCAUGAAUCCAGAGGAUGUUUCUUUCUUCUUGAUGAGGAGCAAAAUUCCAAACCAGAAGCCAGUCAACUUCAUACCUGCUUUGAAUGAUGACUUUGAGUUCUAUUUCAAGAAAGAUUCACUUUGGCAGGCAGAGGAUAUUGAUGCUGUUGUCGACCAGGAUGCUGAGCGAGUUUGCAUCCUACAGGGCCCGGUGGCAGCUCAAUACUCCGUUCGGCAGGACGAGUCGGCAAAAGAAAUUUUGGACAAUAUAAUGAGUGGCCUUGUUGAACGUAUGCAGCGUGAUGGAGGUACCGACACCUCUUCGCCUAGUCCAGGCAGCGGACUGGUCACGCCAGAGUCUUGGUCCUCAGUAUCGGGUGCCAAGGAGAUUGCUAUGGACGAGCUCGCCCUCUCAUCCACAGCUUCGGAGACUACGGAUGACCGUUCCCUUUCAGUGAGUGCCGUCAUUGCAAAGGGCGGGAACUUGCCGCCGUGGCUACGGGCCUUUUUCGAGGACAAUCUCAUCUUUCGAAAUCGACGUCGCCAAGAGAAUCCAUUUCAGCAGUUCAUCGCAUCGUACCCGGACACAAAGGUUCAAUACAAUGCUGAGCAUUCAGAGGCAUGUGUGACUGUUCAGGAUGCGUGCGGAGCUACUUCUCUCAUGAAAGUGUCGUGUCUCGAUGGCCUCGAGAUUAGAGUAGAUCUCUACCCUCCUCAAGUCUCUGAUCCACUCCAGUUGGUGUACAUGUAUGAUCCCAAAGGCAUCCCGUUCUCGCUUACUGAGAUCACCUCGAAGCGCAAUGCACGUGCGAGGUCUUUUUAUAGCAGUCUUUGGAUGCAGAAGGCCGACACUGGCAUUCAGGAGACUUACCACGGUCGGGAAAGGAUCCUCACACGCGAACUGCUGGAUGAUUUGAUUGCCGCGGUGGGUCCGGCAUUUCCGGAUUCCCGGCUCAUCAAAACAAACUCGGAUAUCCUGCCAAUCAGCGCUGGGAUAGUCAUUGCGUGGGACGUUAUCACCAAACCUUUGGUAACUGGAGAGAUCGGUGGUAAUUUGCUAUUUCUGGUUCACCGUUCUAAUAUAUUCGAUUACUGUGCCAGUGCAGAUACAUUACGUGUUGGCGAUGGUGUCAGCUGUCGGUCGCGGGUGCAAGCUGUGUAUGUGGAGGAUGCAGGCAAGGUGGUUGUUAUUGAAGCCCAAAUUAUCCGAUCGGGAAAAGCGGUCAUGAAGAUCACAUCUACGUUUCUGUAUCGAGGUUCAUUCCGCUCGGAGUCGACAUUCAGACGGGAACAAACACAAUGGGCACUCCAUAUCAGGUCAGCUCUGGAAGAAACGGUCCUGCGGCGUCGCCCGUGGUUUCAGCUGCACGAUACUGCCACAAAUCUUGUAGGCAGAGAUCUUGUCUUCCGUAUAGAGACUCAUGAAGUGGACAAGGAGAGUGGUUUCAAGAGCCUUCGUGUGACCGGAACCGCUUGCUUGGAUGAUGGUGGUGUUCCUGGUCAGGAGGUCGGAUUUGUUGACUUCGAAUGCGCUCAGUGUGUUGCAAAUCCAGUGCUGCAAUUUCUAGAGCGCAGAGGGGGUCCAGUGAGCAAGCAGGCGAUGCUAGACAAGCCAGGGUGGAUUGGUCCCUCAUCUAUCGAUAUCCAAAUGCCAGUCAGUAAUCAAGCAUACGCUGAGAUAUCCACGGAUUACAACCCGAUACAUGUGUCGACCAUUUUUGCCUCCCUGGCAAAUCUCCCGGGCACAAUAUGUCACGGAAUGAGUACCUCGGCAGUUGCGGUAGCGGCAUUGGAGCACCUAGCUCUCGGGGGUGAUCGUUCGCGUCUUCGACAGUUUGCAGCGAAGUUUACCGGAAUGGUUAUGCCACUGGAAAAGCUGGUCGUUCAUAUACAACAUACUGGAAUGAUCGAUGGGCGCAUGCGAUUGACAGUUGAAGUUGUCCGGAAAGAUAGCCAAGAAAAAGUGUUGGAAGCAGAAGCCGUGAUUGACCAGCCUGCAACCGCUUAUCUCUUCACUGGUCAAGGCAGCCAGAGCAAGGGCAUGGGCAUGGAUCUGUACCAGUCAAGUCCGGUGGCCAAAGCUUUGUGGGAUGAGAUUGAUGCGCAAUUGUUUGCGUCGUAUGGCUGGUCUGUUUUGGACAUUGUCAAGAACAAUCCAAAGUCGGUUACCGUCCACUUCGGAGGCAAGCGGGGCCGCCAAAUCCGACAGAAUUAUCUCGCCAUCACUACAGAGACAGUGCUCGCCGAUGGAUCCCGUGUGGAGACCCCUGUUCUGCAGGGGCUCAGUCCAUGUUCGACCUCUUACACAUUCACUGAUUCACGGGGACUGUUAUACUCUACCCAGUUCGCCCAACCGGCGAUUUUGCUAUUUGAGGCAGCGGCAGUAGCCGACCUCCGAAGCAGGGGCUACAUAUCACCAGAUGCAAUGUAUGCGGGUCAUUCGUUGGGAGAAUUCGGGGCGUUGUCUGCUCUGUCCAAUUCAAUUCCCAUGGGAGCUUUGGCAGAGUUGGCGUUUUACCGGGGACUCAUGAUGCAGGCAUCUGUGGCAGGGGACAACGGGAAUGCGUACGGAAUGGUGGCGGUCAAUCCUAAGCGUGUGUUACGAUUCUUUGAUGAAGCAGGUUUGAGUAGGCUGGUGCAAAGGAUCGGUCUGGCUAGUGAGGAGCUUCUCGAGGUAGUCAACUAUAAUAUUGACGGUGAGCAAUACGUGUGUUCAGGGACGGUGACCAAUCUUUGUGUGCUUGGGCGGAUGCUGGACUACAUCUCUCAGUCCGAUGGAUUGGAGUUAAACCAUGACAGUAUAAUCAAUCGGCUACUCUCUAAGGCAAGAGAAUUAUCGCCACCGAUACAGCUUCGACGAGGGCAAGCCACGAUUCCAUUAGAAGGUAUCGACGUGCCCUUCCACUCGAGUCACCUGCGGUCAACUGUGGAUCGGUUCCGACAGUGCUUGCUCCGACCGGGGUUUCUGGAGGGAAACGUGGAUCUGGAAGCACUGCGACGGUACAUACCGAAUGUAAUGGCUCGACCAUUUUCAGUGGAUGAGGAGUACAUUCGGGAAGCAUACGAGAGGACACACAGUCCCGUCCUAGAAGAGAUGUUAAGAAAGGGUGUGUAAAUAGAUACCCUAGAAUUCCAUCACUGCGUACACUGGCUAGUUCCACAAACACCAACGAU
Molecule: messenger RNA, 6191 nt
Organism: Aspergillus piperis CBS 112811
Lineage: Eukaryota; Fungi; Ascomycota; Eurotiomycetes; Eurotiales; Aspergillaceae
Product: fatty acid synthase beta subunit
Exons: 4
Coding region: 1-6132 (2043 amino acids)
Biological process (GO): long-chain fatty acid biosynthetic process
Cellular component (GO): fatty acid synthase complex
Molecular function (GO): enoyl-[acyl-carrier-protein] reductase (NADH) activity; fatty acid synthase activity; [acyl-carrier-protein] S-acetyltransferase activity
Source: RefSeq, a predicted model, not a curated record